AUGAGUCAAAAACCAUUAUGGUAUCGCUGGGCCCGUGUGGGUGUAGUAGGUUUUAGUAUAAUAGCAACUGGAAGUUUGCUAUUCAAAUAUACUGUUCCCACGGAUGAACAAUUGAUUGCCAAAUUUUCGCCCGAAAUUAGAGCAGAGUACGAGAGGAAUAGAGAAAUAAGACAAAAAGAGCAACAGGAACUCAUGAAGAUUGCCAGGGAGACCGCUGCAUCUGAUGACCCGAUCUGGAAAACAGGAAGAAUAAAGUCUCCGUUUGAAAAGGAUGGGAGAAAUACAGAUCCAAAAUUAGUCGACAUCGAGAAGUAUAAUAGGGAACGGGGAGACGAAUUCAAGAAACUGGAAGUCGAAAGGGCACAACAGGAGUUGAGAGAGGCCGAGGAGUUGGUCUCGCAGAAGAAAGGGUGGUUUUCUAGGAAAUAG
This is a messenger RNA of Debaryomyces hansenii CBS767, 429 nucleotides long. RefSeq lists its product as uncharacterized. NCBI's taxonomy places the organism in Eukaryota, Fungi, Ascomycota, Pichiomycetes, Serinales, Debaryomycetaceae. Gene Ontology annotation, biological process: mitochondrial respiratory chain complex III assembly. The transcript has a single exon. The record is from RefSeq and is a predicted model, not a curated record. Gene Ontology annotation, cellular component: mitochondrial membrane. Bases 1 to 429 code for a protein of 142 amino acids.